Saccostrea cuccullata (small rock oyster) is the source of this 1254-nucleotide messenger RNA. RefSeq names its product piggyBac transposable element-derived protein 4-like. The transcript has 2 exons. The record is from RefSeq and is a predicted model, not a curated record. Bases 1 to 1254 code for a protein of 417 amino acids. Lineage: Eukaryota; Metazoa; Mollusca; Bivalvia; Ostreida; Ostreidae.
AUGAGAUUACCUACAAAAAACGAUUAUUGGAGAUCGUCCAAGUGGAUGUUCACCACACAGUUUGGCAAAGUUAUGCCCAGGGAUAGAUUUACCCAAAUCUGGAGGUACCUACAUCUUCAAAACAAUGAAGAACAGCCUCAACAACCUGACAAAUUAUGGAAAAUAAGAUGGUUUAUUGAAUUUCUUAACACAAAGUUAAAGGAACUCUAUGUGCCACAUGAAAAUGUAACUAUAGAUGAAAGCAUGAUCAAGUUCAAGGGACGACUUGCCUUCCGACAAUAUCUGCCAGCCAAACCUAUCGAGUGGGGCGUAAAAAUCUGGAUAAUGGCAGAAAGUGACACAGGAUACAUGCACAAUUUCCAGAUUUACAAGGGUAAAGAAAAUAAUACUGAAAAAGGUCUUGUACACAGAGUGGUUAUGGAUCUGUGUAGACAAAUGUUUGGCACAAACUUAAAUGUGUACAUGGACAAUUUCUAUACCAGUCCUCAAUUACUUCUGGACCUUCACGUCCGUGGAAUUUUGGCUUGUGGUACUGUAAGAUCAAACCGGAAAGGACUGCCAAAGGAACUCUUGCCAGCUAGAAUCAAUCUUGAAAAACAUGUCUAUAAAGUGGACCAAAAUGACAGCCUCACUUUCUGUGUUUGGAAGGAUACCAAGCCAGUCCUUGUCCUGUCAAAUUUCCACGAUUCGCAACACACUGGCCAAGUGACCCGCCAGGCAGCCACUGAUACCAUUGUGGAAGUUCCUUGUCUUCUUUCUGAUUACCAGAAAUAUAUGAAAGGUGUCCACUUGUGUGAUCAAAUGAUCGGGUACUAUAUACUUCACCACAGAUCCAAGAAAUGGUGGCGGCGCAUAUUUUUCUAUUUGAUGAUAGUAUCCGCACACAAUGCCUAUUUCAUUGCGAAGGAUACCCAUCCGGAAAUGAGCAAGGACAGGUGGCAAAUAUUCCAGGAUUUUGUGGAGGAAAUUCUCAAAUACUUGAUUGGAGACACAAGAUCUGGUCGUGAAGCUCUAGAAUUUGACUGUGGGGGACAGCAACGGAACACAGACACAAAACCUGUGCUAGUCCUGUCAAACUUUCAUGAUCCACAGCACACUGGAUGGGUGAUGAGAAGGACAGCUGAGGACAACAUAGUAGAGGUUCCACUCCAACUUGCUGAUUAUCAGAAGUACAUGAAGGGAGUGGACACUUGUGAUCAAAUGAUAGCAUGGUUAUUACAUGCUGCAUCAUCGAUCAAAGAAAUGAUGGCGUAG